Molecule: messenger RNA, 1174 nt
Organism: Condylostylus longicornis
Lineage: Eukaryota; Metazoa; Arthropoda; Insecta; Diptera; Dolichopodidae
Product: modular serine protease-like
Exons: 2
Coding region: 268-987 (239 amino acids)
Biological process (GO): proteolysis
Molecular function (GO): serine-type endopeptidase activity
Source: RefSeq, a predicted model, not a curated record
GUUAAUUGCAAAUCAAAUGUUAAAUCAGGUACCAUUGCCCAAAUAAAUUGCGCACUGCAGUACGUGAAACCUAAAAGUCAGCAAAUAUAUAAAACUUUAAAUUGUCAAGAAGAUGGUACAUGGGAUUACCUUCCCUUUAAAUGUGAGCAAAUUUGUGGUGGGUUUGACAAAACCCCUGACAAUUUAAUUAAUAUUAACAGUCGUUUAAGAAAACCCAGUGACGUACCAUAUCACGUUAACAUAUAUAAAAUAGAGAAUAGUGAAUAUAUGCAUACAUGCGGUGGAACAAUUGUUCAAUCGAAAAUUGUGUUAAGUGCUGCUCAUUGUUUUUGGAAUGAUGAAAAAUCACUCUUUUAUGAUAAAUCAAAAUAUAUUGUUACAGCUGGAAAAUUCCAUCUUGACUAUAAUUCCGAUAAAGAAACAUUUGAAGUGCAGAGGGUGCUUAUAUCUAAAAUUGAUGUACCAAAAACAUUCCGCGGGUCUGAAAAUAAUUUUGAAGGUGAUAUUGCAGUUUUGACUCUUGAUAAUCAUAUUAAAUUUAGUGAUCAUGUUAUCCCAAUAUGUGUUUUAUGGUCAACUGGAUUUGGACAAUUUAAUCCAAAUGGUCUAAGCGGUUACGUCGUUGGUUUUAAUAGUAACGAUUCUUCAACCAAUGGCCAUUUAUUGCGAGAAGUUCCUCUUACUGGAAUUGAUACGCAAAAAUGCCAAAAAUAUGAAAAUGUAGCAAAUUAUAAAAUUCCAGAUGAUAAAUUUUGUGCAUAUUCUGAAAAUAAAACGGAAAAUAUUUGUUCGAGAGAUGGCGGUGGAGCAUUUACAAUAUAUGAUCGAGGACAACUUUGGCUCGGUGGAAUUUUCAGCAAUAUAAUAACACCAAAUACCUCUUACCAUUCUGGCUGUGACGAAACUUUGAUUAGAACGUUCACAAAUAUAUAUUCUCAUGAAUCUUUCAUCAAAAACGUAAUUAGCAAUUUAUCUCAAGCCGAUUAGAAGCUAACUGAUACUGCUACUACCACUAUUUCUACUAAAUCCGUUCACAUGCAUUAUUAAUUAUAUUUUUAGAACAAUUCAGAUUAUUUUAUUAUUAAGCCGAAAUAAUAUUUUAUUAAGGUAAAAUCUUAAUAUGUAGCUUGAUUUUUCUGAGUCACACGAAUUUUUUUAAAUUUUUAUGAAAAAC